GACAUAUUGUAGGUUUAAAAGGAAUAGUUAAAACAAUAUUCACACAGAUAUUAAUAAUAUUUAUUUAUUAAAAAAAAUGUUGCUGAUUAGAUGUUGGUUUAAAAUUAUUUUUAUUGUUACAAUAGCGCUACAUGAAGCACAUGGACAGGAUUUUUCCUAUUUAGGCUCAUACGGACCUGAACACUGGGGAGAGCAAUACACUUCAUGUAGCGGAAAACAGCAAAGUCCAAUUAAUAUCGAUUUAGUUAGAACAAGAAAUUUUUCAUUUCCACCAUUAAUAAUAAAAGGUUUUGAUGAAGUGCCAAAAUCUGCUGUCCUUAAAAAUAAUGGCCAUACCGUUGUAGUAACAAUGGAUUUUGAAGAAGAUCCAACCAUAAGUGGUGGACCACUAAAUGAUACUUAUAAAUUAGCUCAGUUUCACUUUCAUUGGGGUGAUGACGAUGAUCGAGGAAGUGAAGAUUUGAUAAAUAAUCAUAGCUUUCCAGUGGAGUUGCAUAUGGUAUUAUUUAAUCAAAAAUAUGAAGAAUUCAAUAAUGCAGCGCAUAACGUUGAUGGUUUAGUAGUUUUGGCAUAUUUUUUCACGAUCGCAAAUGAGACGAAUUUGGCGUACGUUGGAUUGUCAUUCUUAUUGGAAAAAAUCGUCGUGCCCGACCAUCCAGUAAAAUAUUCUUACGUACCAAAAUUGCAAUAUUUAAUUAGUGACAACUUUGAAAACUAUUUUACAUAUACUGGAUCUUUAACAACACCUCCUUGCUCAGAAGUCGUAACGUGGAUUGAUUUUGAGACACCUAUUCCAAUAACGUCUGAACAAAUUAAAAAUUUUCGUGCUUUGCGAACUAAACAAGAUCAACCUUUAACUCAUAAUUACCGACCUACUCAGCCACUUAACGGUAGGGUUGUUUAUCGUAAUAUGAACUACACGGGAGCGUUCAAAAAUCCAAAAAUUUCUCAGGAUGACAGUGAUAGAAAAAUUUAUAUUAAAAAAAGUAUAAGUAACAAAUUAAACUUGAAUAUAAAAUUAUAUAUGAUGUUAUAUAUGAUUAUUGUUAGCAGGGUAAAUGCAAUUUAAAACGAAAAUUUUUAUUAUUUUUAUGAUUUUGAGAUGUAAUUUUUUUACAUUAAAAAAUAUUUCCAAUAUCAUAUUCUAUAAAAACUAAAAAAAAGUAAAUUAAGUCAUAAGUAAUUAUUUGGCUUUUUCAAUUUCAGUUAUCAACUUUUAUACGUCAACUUGAAGUUUGGGUAACCAGAGUUAUUAUAGUGUAUUAUGUAUUAAUGGUUUAUUUUGAAAAUGACCUAAUCCAUUUCCCAAAAUAAGUUGAACUACCUA
Messenger RNA from Condylostylus longicornis, 1327 nucleotides. It is a transcript of the gene CAH2, whose product is annotated as carbonic anhydrase 2. The transcript is spliced from 7 exons. Gene Ontology annotation, cellular component: cytoplasm. Bases 77 to 1069 code for a protein of 330 amino acids. Lineage: Eukaryota; Metazoa; Arthropoda; Insecta; Diptera; Dolichopodidae. The record is from RefSeq and is a predicted model, not a curated record. Gene Ontology annotation, molecular function: zinc ion binding; carbonate dehydratase activity.